Messenger RNA from Rattus norvegicus (Norway rat), 1163 nucleotides. RefSeq names its product MYG1 exonuclease (gene Myg1). Bases 2 to 1147 code for a protein of 381 amino acids. The record is from RefSeq and is marked provisional. Gene Ontology annotation, cellular component: mitochondrial matrix; nucleoplasm; nucleus. Gene Ontology annotation, biological process: mitochondrial RNA metabolic process; rRNA processing; mRNA processing. NCBI's taxonomy places the organism in Eukaryota, Metazoa, Chordata, Mammalia, Rodentia, Muridae. Gene Ontology annotation, molecular function: 3'-5'-RNA exonuclease activity. The transcript has 7 exons.
UAUGGGUAGAGGGUUCCUGCGAGGAGUCUUAACACUGUUGCCGCUCCGGUCAGUUCUCCAAGUCCAGCACUGCAUGCUUGUCUCGGAGCCCGAUCUGCCCCCUAAAAGACCUCGCAACAACCUCAUGGCACCGCCCCGAAUCGGGACGCACAACGGCACCUUCCACUGCGAUGAGGCUCUGGCUUGCGCAUUGCUCCGCCUACUGCCCGAGUACAGGAAUGCAGAGAUUGUGCGGACUCGGGAUCCUGAAAAACUGGCUUUGUGUGACAUCGUGGUGGAUGUGGGUGGUGAGUACAACCCUCAGAGACACCGUUAUGAUCAUCACCAGAGGACUUUUACAGAAACCAUGAGUUCCUUGUGCCCUGGGAAGCCAUGGCAGACCAAGUUGAGCAGUGCGGGACUUGUCUAUCUGCACUUUGGGCAUAAGCUCCUGGCCCAGUUGCUGGGCACUAGUGAAGAGGACAGCGUGGUGGACACCAUCUAUGACAAGAUGUACGAGAACUUUGUGGAAGAGGUGGAUGCUGUGGACAAUGGGAUCUCUCAGUGGGCAGAGGGGGAGCCUCGCUAUGCACUGACCACUACACUGAGUGCCCGGGUUUCUCGCCUUAAUCCCACCUGGAACCAGCCUGACCAAGACACUGAGGCAGGAUUCAGGCGUGCGAUGGACCUGGUGCAAGAGGAGUUUCUGCAAAGACUAAACUUCUACCAGCACAGCUGGCUGCCAGCCCGGGCCUUGGUAGAGGAGGCCCUGGCCCAGAGAUUCAAGGUAGACUCAAGUGGGGAGAUAGUGGAACUUGCAAAGGGCGGAUGCCCUUGGAAGGAGCAUCUGUACCACCUAGAAUCUGAGCUGUCUCCCACAGUAGCCAUCACCUUUGUUAUCUACACUGACCAGGCUGGACAGUGGCGAGUCCAGUGUGUGCCCAAGGAGCCUCACUCAUUCCAAAGCCGGCUGCCCCUGCCCGAGCCAUGGCGGGGACUUCGGGAUGAGGCCCUGGACCAAGUCAGUGGGAUCCCUGGUUGCAUCUUCGUCCAUGCCAGUGGCUUCAUUGGUGGGCACCACACUCGAGAGGGUGCCCUGAACAUGGCCCGUGCCACCCUUGCCCAGCGCACAGCACCUGUACCUCUUGCAAAUGCUGUAGUCCAAUAAAACUUAUUCAUCUCUA